GCUUUCCCCUCCUCAUUCAACCAAGAGGUCAUCAAUUUCGCAUGCUAUUCCCUCACCUAUUAAUGAUUGCACCAAUGCUCAGCAAAUGCCCACCGUUAUGUCACCACUAAUCACCCAGCCAUUAUUUUGCAGCCACACGUCCAACUCUACAUGUUGCGAGCAGUCUAUUGUAGAACAACAUCUUAUACUCUCAUACAUGAACGACAUGGUGCAGGCAUAUCAGGAGAAUAAUGGAAAUGGCUCGAGUUCUGAUACUUUUUUAUCCAGCUAUGACGCACUUUUUAUGAAUGGAGCCGAUCAUUUGGCUAAACAGUAUUCGCCACUACAGUCUCUAGUAUCUAGAAUGGUCGCGAUUGUUCGAAACACUGGCGAUGUACAGCAAAAACUGCAGUCUGCCGAGGCAAGAUUAAGAGCUCGUGAUCGCUAUCUACAAAGUACAAUCAUGGAUACUGCACGCCAUAUCAACGAGCUUGUAAGUGUUGUAUCAGAGCUGGAAAGCGACAAAGAGGGACUAAUCAGUCAACUCGAGGGCUCGCUUGCAGAACGCCGUGAGUUGGAGAGUACUUUGAUUUCUCUUGGAUAUGACGUGCGCAACAACACAAUAAAAAAAGAACUGCAACAAAAGGUUAAAGCCUCACUUCCUUCUGUCGAGGUCUCUACACAAACCAAUGAUAAUUCAAAUGCCAAUAUGGGUUCUGCUUCCGACUCUAUACCUCGAGACUCCACAAAAUCUACUGCAAAGAACAGUUCAGAGGAAACGGGGACAUUUGAUCUUGACGAAAUUGACCAUGUUGCAUCUGAUCUUUCGGGUGUUAUUCAGCAAAAUGAAUUGCUUCAAGCAGACCUAUCACUAGUGCGUCUUCAAGUCGAACAUCUUGAAGCUGUUGGUCGCGAACGCACUGCAAUGAUUACAGACCUUUUAAAAAAAAUGGGAAGAGACGAAUCCACUACUGUAGAACGAUUGCGUGCUCGUACUGGCAGCAUCAAUAUGGGUGGAUCUCGAACUUCCAAGGAAUUUGCCUAUGAUGGUACGGGCGUUCCUGGUUCAUCCGGGUUUAUGCAUGGAAAUGAGAGUGCAAUCGCUGUUGGCUCAUCUGCUCUGUCCACGUCUCGAGCACGCCAUCGGGAUUCAUCAUGAUCUACCACUCUAGCGCCGAUUGAAACCAUUCUAUCUGAUAAGAUGGAACCAAAGAAUUUUUCUUUAUAAUAGGAUUCAAUGUCUGUCGCAUACAAUACCUCCCAUUUCUUUCGCCGAGUCCAUUGUGGAAUAUCUAAUGGUUCAAUGUUCCCCUUGUGUUGCUCCGACACUUUAAAACCAUCCUGUUUAUCCUGAAUACUCUCACUGUUUCUAUUGUAUUUUUAUUUUUGGUGGAAUAAACCUAAUUCUGUUACAAUUUCAGUUAU
Messenger RNA from Batrachochytrium dendrobatidis JAM81, 1404 nucleotides. RefSeq lists its product as uncharacterized. Lineage: Eukaryota; Fungi; Chytridiomycota; Chytridiomycetes; Rhizophydiales. The record is from RefSeq and is a predicted model, not a curated record. The transcript has a single exon. The coding region runs from base 284 to 1138 and encodes 284 amino acids.